UUCCUUGUCGCAAUCGUCCUUCGGAGCUUUUGGAAUAGCCAAAUAUGAUAUGCUGUGCGCGUCCUUUAUUGAUGCGUUGUUGAUGGUUGAUAAUUGCAAAGCAUCUGAGCAUUUCUACAAAUUGUUGGAUUGGCCUGUUUUAGUACUAGUUUCUGCGGUUCUCCUUUUUUUGAGUUGUAUAAAGUUCCGGUUUCUAUCAGAAGAUUAAGUAGAUCUAAGUGGGUGUGCUAGGGUGCCUUUCUAUGUAUAGUGUUGGAUAUUAUACUUAAUAUAAGGUCUAUUGGUGGGAUGAAUUUGCCCUUUUGUUCUUGGUUACUGGGUGUUUUUCUAAUAGAGUUGGUGGACAUGGAAUUUCCCUGGGUCAACUUCGUAGUUUUCUGUCAUAAGGUUGGUGGUUCAGUUCAAGGAGGAGGAGCUGGUCUUUAGUGAAGUGUGCGUCUUGAGUAAAAAUCUGUGUUCUUGCGGCCGAGGCUUGAUUUGUUAGAGGUGGAUGGAAGAUAGCCAUUAUGCAGUUUCGGGUUGCACAAUGGUCCAACUUUAGUUCUUCCUGUAACAUGAUGAUCGGUGGCUUCAGGUCCUGAAGAUAAUGUGGCCGAGUACUAUCAGCAGCAGGUAGAAAUGCUUGAGGGAUUUAACGAAAUGGAUGCGCUAGCUGAGCGUGGUUUCGUUCCUGGAAUAUCAAAGGAAGAGCGUGAGAAGUUGGCUAAAAGGGAAACAUUUGCCAUUAGAAUAUCAAAUGUUGCGAACAUGUUUCUUUUUGCUGCUAAAGUUUAUGCAUCUAUUCGAAGUGGUUCGUUAGCCAUAAUUGCAUCCACACUGGACUCUCUUCUCGAUCUUUUGUCUGGAUUUAUCUUGUGGUUCACUGCAUUCUCCAUGCAAACGCCUAACCCGUAUCGAUAUCCUAUAGGAAAGAGACGUAUGCAACCAUUGGGUAUUCUCGUUUUUGCUUCUGUUAUGGCAACAUUGGGUCUGCAGAUAAUUCUGGAGUCACUGCGCCAGCUUCUGUCUGAUGAAGCUGAAUUCAAUUUGACAAAAGAGCAAGAGAAAUGGGUUGUGGGCAUUAUGCUGUCAGUGACCCUCGUUAAAUUGUUACUGGUUGUCUAUUGCCGAUCUUUCACUGAUGAGAUUGUCAAAGCUUAUGCCCAGGAUCACUUUUUCGACGUCAUCACUAAUGUCAUUGGCUUGAUUGCUGCGCUGCUUGCUAAUUAUUUUGAUGACUGGAUGGACCCUGUUGGGGCUAUUAUCCUGGCCUUGUAUACCAUCCGGACGUGGUCCAUGACGGUGUUGGAGAAUGUGAACUCCCUCGUGGGGAGAGCUGCUGCUCCGGAGUUCCUGCAGAAGCUCACUUAUCUGUGUUGGAACCAUCACAAGGCGAUCAAGAACAUCGACACCGUCCGGGCUUACACUUUCGGGUCGCACUACUUUGCCGAGGUCGACAUCGUUCUGCCCGCCAGCAUGCCCUUGCAAGAGGCUCACGACAUCGGGGAAUCCCUGCAGGAAAAGCUGGAGCUCCUUCCGGAGAUUGAGCGCGCAUUCGUCCAUCUCGACUACGAGUACUCCCACAAGCCAGAGCACACGCAAGCGCACUCGUAGCAGCGCCCGUCGUAUCUAGGGAUAACUUUCUUACUUUUUGCGUGAUGAGUAACUGCCUCCUCUCCCGCAAAACGAUUUUGCUGUCGGGGAGAAGAACGACAAGCACUAUUGUCAUAGGAUGUAUUACUGAUGCUGGAGCAUAAGUUUGCAUUCGAGCCGUGAUAGUGACAAAUCGGGUUUAAUUCUGCACUCGAUUUGAUCGGCAUAGUUUCCCGAGAGGAAUGAAAGAGGCCCUUCUUGAAGCUA
This is a messenger RNA of Rhodamnia argentea, 1839 nucleotides long. RefSeq names its product metal tolerance protein 11. The transcript is spliced from 6 exons. Gene Ontology annotation, cellular component: membrane. NCBI's taxonomy places the organism in Eukaryota, Viridiplantae, Streptophyta, Magnoliopsida, Myrtales, Myrtaceae. Gene Ontology annotation, biological process: transmembrane transport; monoatomic cation transport. The coding region runs from base 619 to 1593 and encodes 324 amino acids. Gene Ontology annotation, molecular function: manganese:proton antiporter activity. The record is from RefSeq and is a predicted model, not a curated record.